Molecule: messenger RNA, 3752 nt
Organism: Pollicipes pollicipes
Lineage: Eukaryota; Metazoa; Arthropoda; Thecostraca; Pollicipedomorpha; Pollicipedidae
Product: toll-like receptor Tollo
Exons: 3
Coding region: 1-3513 (1170 amino acids)
Biological process (GO): signal transduction
Cellular component (GO): plasma membrane
Molecular function (GO): protein binding; signaling receptor activity
Source: RefSeq, a predicted model, not a curated record
AUGGAUCAGCGGAAGUACUGCCGGCGCGCCUGGCAGCCGCACCAGCAGCGGCUUCUGGUGCGGUGUGACGUAGCCAGCCUUCAGGCGGAGCUGGACCCGGCGCCUCUGCGACUGCGGCCGCACGAGGCUGUGCGCCGACUGCAUCUGGUCUGCGUGGAGACGGGCCUGCCGCACGGUCCCCUGCACCCGGGCGCCUUCCGGCUCUUCCCCGACCUCGAGGAUCUGCGGAUCGAGCAGUGCCUGAUCCAGGAGCUGUCGCGCGCCUCGUUAGAGGGCCUGCACAAGCUUAAGAACCUGACAUUCCGCACCAACGGCGUGGAGUGGUCGACCGCGGCCACGCUGCGCCUCUAUCCGGACACGUUCGCCGGGCUGCCGCAGCUGGAGCUGCUCGACCUCGGCGGCAACAACCUCUGGUCACUGCCGGCCGGCGUAUUCUGCCGCCUAGACCAGCUGCUCACGCUCAACCUCACCAACAACCGGCUCAGCGACCUGACCAACGUGUCGAUGGCGGCGACUGGCGGCGGCGCCUGCCGCCUGGCCGUGCGCGACCUCGACGUGUCCGGCAACAAGCUGGUGUCGCUGUCGUCGCGGCACUUCCCCGGCCUGCCGCUGCUCACGCGCCUCCUGCUGGACCGCAACGAGAUUCGCGAGCUGGGCGACGGCCUGCUGCGCGCGCUGCCCGCCCUGCAGGUGCUCAACGUCUCCAGCAACCGGCUGUCGGCGCUGCCGCCGGACGCCUUCCGCGGCGCCGCCGCGCUCACCGAGGUGCACCUGCAGCGCAACGAGCUGCGCGUGAUCGCGCCGGGCGUGUUCGCCGGUCUCUCGAGCCUGCUCGUCCUCGACCUGUCGCACAACCGGCUGUCCGGCGACUGGGUGAACUCGGACACGCUGGCGGCGCUGCCCGGCCUGGUGGUGCUGCGGCUCGCGCACAACAACGUGUCGCGCGUCGAUCCAGCCAUGUUCGAGUCGAUGCGGCAGCUGCGCGUGCUCGCUCUCGACGCGAACGCGCUCGAGACGCUGCCGGCGGGCGGGUUUGGCCGGCUCGGGGCGCUCACCGAGCUGGGGCUGGCGCACAACGGGCUGACACGGCUGCCGGCCGGUGCGCUGGGCGGCCUCGGCGCGCUCACCAGCCUCUCGCUGCGCGCCAACGCGCUGGUCGAGCUGGACGAGGCAUCGCUGGUCGAGGCGGCAAAGCUGCGCACGCUCGACUUGGCCGACAACCGACUGGCGGGCGUGCCGGCGGCGCUGGGUCGGCUGGCGCGGCUCAAGUCGCUCGACAUCGGCGGAAAUCGGAUCGAGCGCCUCGACAACGCGUCGCUCGCGAUCCUGCCCGAGUUGUUCGCGCUCGAGUUGGAGGGCAACCACAUCAGCGCGCUCGUGGACGCGCCCUUCGCCAACCUGACGAAGCUGCGCGCGCUGAACCUGGCGCGGAACGAGUUAGAGUCGCUGGAACCGGACGUGUUCGGCGUUCUGGAGAAUCUGCAGAUGCUGCGGCUGGACAGCAACCGGCUCGUAUCCGUGCGCGGAGCGCUGACCGGUCUGGACAGCCUCAAGUGGCUAAAUGCCUCCAACAACCGUCUGUCGUCGUUCGACUACGCCGACGUGCCACGAAGUCUGGAGUGGCUCGACCUGCACAGCAACCGGCUGACCGAGCUGGCGAACACACAGGAGCUGGAGAAGGAGCUGCAGCUGAAGACGCUGGACAUCAGCUUCAACAGCAUCGACACGCUCAGCCCGUUUCAGCUGCCCGAUCGGCUGGAGACGCUGAUCGCCAACGACAACGUCAUCUCGCACGUGUACCCGUACACAUUCUUCCGCAAGCAGAACAUCUCGCGCGUGGUCCUGUUCGCUAACCAGAUCACCACCAUCGACAUCAACGCCUUCCGCUUGAACCUGGGCCCCGGCCACGCGCGGCCCGAGUUCUACAUCGGCGGCAACCCGGUCAUGUGCGACUGCCAGCUGCACUGGCUGAGUGAGCUCAACGCCAACAACGACUCGUCGCAGUACCCACGCCUCAUGGACCUCGAGAGCCUGUUCUGCCGGCUGGCGUUCAACGUACAGCGAAACCACAUGCCGCUGGUGGAGGUGCCUCGCUCACAGUUCCUCUGCCCGUACACCAGCCACUGCGCCACGCUCUGCCAGUGCUGCCAGUUCGACGCGUGCGACUGCGAGAUGACGUGCCCGGCCAACUGCACGUGCUACCACACGGCCGACUGGACGGGCAACAUCGUCGACUGCACGUCCGCGGGUCACACAGUGCUGCCCGAGCACAUCCCGAUGGACGCCACCGAGCUCUAUCUGGACGGCAACCGGCUGCCGCGACUCUCGAGUCAUGCCUUCAUCGGGCGGCGCCACCUGCUCGUGCUCUACCUGAACGACAGCCGCGUGCGCACCGUCACCAACCGCACAUUCAACGGGCUCACCGGCCUGCAGGUGCUGCACCUCGAGCGCAACCAGAUCGCACGCCUGCAUGGCUUCGAGUUCGACUCGCUCUCGCUGCUGCGCGAGCUCUACCUGCACAGCAACGCCAUCGCCAGCAUCGGCAACGGCACGUUCGCGCGGCUGACGUCGCUGCAGGUGCUGCGGCUCGACGGCAACCGGCUGGUGCGCUUCGCGCCUCUGCAGCUGGCGCGCCACGCGCACCUCAUGUCCGUCAACGUCUCGGACAACCGGUGGACGUGCGACUGCGACUUUCUGGAGCGGUUGCGCGGCUGGCUAGCGACGGCCGGCGGCGCGGUGGUGGCGGCAGAGCGACUGGUCUGCUUGCCGGGCUCCGGCGCCCCGCCGCGCCUCGUCGCCGACCACAACGCCACCACCUGUCGCCUGCUCAACAGCACGGUGGCCACGCAAGUGUACCAGGGCCGCGCCGCCGGUGACUACGCGUUCAUCGUAGCGGCGUCCGUGCUGGCGCUCGUGGCCGUCGUCGUGGCCGUGGUGGUGUACGUGUUCUGGCACGAGAUGCGCGUAAUAGCCUACGCCAAGUACGGCGUGCGAAUAUUCCGCGGCGGCGCGCGUGCCGAGGCCGACCGCGACAAACUGUUCGACGCGUUCGUCAGCUACAGCGCCAAAGACGAGACGUUCGUGUUGCAGGUGUUGGCGAGCGAGCUGGAGGGCGACGCGCCCGGCUUCAAGCUCUGCCUGCACCACCGUGACUUUCCUGUGCGCUCGUACGUGGCCGACACAAUAGUGCAGGCGAUCGAGGCGAGCCGGCGAACUAUUAUGGUCUUAUCGGACCACUUUAUCAGGAGCGAGUGGGGCCGGUGCGAGGUCAAAUCGGCACACCACCAAGCGCUCAGCGGCCGCGCCAGCCAGCUCAUUGUGAUAAUUGUCGGCGACGUGCCCACCCGGGAGCUGGACCCGGACCUCAGGCUCUAUCUGAAGACGAGCGCCGUGCUGCACUGGGGCGACUCGCUCUUCUGGGAGAAGCUCCGCUACGAGCUGCCCGACACGCGGGCGGCGGCGCGCAGCGGCCAGGCGCCGGCCUACGAGUACCCGAUGGCGGUGCACAUCUGAGGCGGCCGUCGCCGCCGCCGCUGGCUAGUCACGUCCACCGCUCGCCGACUAAGCGACGCUGACAGAGGCGGGCUGACAAGCGGCGGGCGGCCCUCUCCGGCGGUUGCGCCGUGCCUGCUCUGCCUGCGUACUGACGCCACAGUGUCGGCGCCGUGACAGCAUAGGCCGAGCUAGACACUGAUCCGUCCUCCCAACUCUCUCUCUCUCUCUCUCUCUCUCUCUCUCUCUCUCUCUCUCUC